AUGACAACGCCUACGAAAAGAGUGGUACCUAAAACGUCGCAACCAACAGUACCGGCAACAAAAAGAACCGCUGCUAUCCCCACCACUCAACCAUUUUAUUCCGAUUGGACUGCCUGGUCGUGCACCGAAAGUUGCGGUGGUUGCGGGAUUGAGCGCAGAACAAGAAAGUGCUUGUCGAUUCCCACAUCUUGCACCGAGGAAACAGAGGAAUUCAAUGAUCAGAACUGCAACCAACAUCCAUGUCCAUUUGGCAAGAGAACUUGCUGUGUCAAUUACCGCCUUGAACAAAUGAAAGAACGUUUUGUUUGCAUACCAUAA
This is a messenger RNA of Acanthocheilonema viteae, 318 nucleotides long. The record is from the annotation of a GenBank genome assembly. Lineage: Eukaryota; Metazoa; Nematoda; Chromadorea; Rhabditida; Onchocercidae.